CCGCAAGAUCACGGAGGCAGCGUGAUCUGGGGAGCAGGCAAAAGUCUAUAUAACCCCCCCAUCCUCCUCGACCAUCUUCCGUUCGACUUUCUUCCUUCCUCAGACUCAGAGCACUCAGCCCAAGCCAUCCAAGUCCCCCAAAGACAAAAGCCAGCAAAUAUUCCCAACCCAAUCCGCUCCCCAAAUCCCCUUCUCCAUCAUCAAGAAAAAUGCAGUUCUCCAACCUCUUCACCGUCUUGGCCCUCGCCAUGACCGCGACCGCCCUCCCUGCCGCGGAGAACGUCGACGUGCUGGCCGAGCGCACCGACACCCCCCCGCCUGCCAAAUGCAACUCCUCCAGCACCAACGUCUGCUGCCAGGGCGGCAUCCUCGGCAACAUCCUCUGCGCCGUCUCCAUCCUCGGCGGCUCCUGCACCGGACAGGCUUACUGCUGCCAGACGGAUGCCCCGGCGGGCGUUCUCAUCAACAUCCAGCUGCUCAACUGCGUCAAGCUGAUCAACUGAACUGGUGGUGACCCGCGGAGUGGACAGGAAUGGUCUCCUCGCGCCGUCCAGCUUCUUGUGUCAACAAUAGUAUCUCGAACGCGCGCGUGGCAGAACCCAUCCCUUUUUCGUGUGGGGGCAUUCCAUGGAACGGGCUGGGG
Messenger RNA from Chaetomium strumarium, 643 nucleotides. RefSeq lists its product as uncharacterized. The coding region runs from base 210 to 503 and encodes 97 amino acids. The transcript is spliced from 2 exons. NCBI's taxonomy places the organism in Eukaryota, Fungi, Ascomycota, Sordariomycetes, Sordariales, Chaetomiaceae. The record is from RefSeq and is a predicted model, not a curated record.